GCCACCAGAGGGGCACUUCCGCUUCCUCGUUGUCCUCCUUUUUCCUCGCCUGAUGAGGAAACUGAGGCUAAAUUACUAACCAGUUGGGUUUCCAGUUCCCAAACCAGAUGUGAUCUUCCAGUUGAAGAGAGAAGUACCAUGGAUGCCAAACAGAAAAGAGUCCAGCGACACCUGUCUGGACCAAGAAAAACUUCCAAGUCACGCAACCAGCCAGCCGCCAUGAAGCCCUCCAAGCUUGAACCUGUCUUGACCUCUGACUCCUCGACAAGCAGUAAAAAGGGAGCCAAGAGGCAGCGGAUCAUGUUUAAGGAGGUUCAGCUCGAUGUUCUCCUGGAGGAGUUCCAUAAGAACCCCUAUCCGGAUUAUUCCCUCCGCAGCGAGCUUGCUAACCGCCUUGAUGUUUCCGAGGCCAGAAUCCAGAAUUGGUUUCAGAACCGAAGAGCCAAGCAGUCAAGGCAGCUGAAAGAAAAAAAAAGCUUGAAUUUAUCUGGGCAGUCCCAGCACCAGGGAGAACAGAGCUCCUUGGUCCAUGGCUUGAGAAAUCCUCAGACUUCAACUCCCAGCCAAGUUCCCCAGGAGAGUCUCACAGAGACCCAUUUACCUUGGCCAGAUAGAUCCAAGUUCUCCGCGUCUACGAUGACAAAGGUGACCUUUGGGGAAAGUCCUGGCUCCGCAGAGACAACGGCUACAGCCUCCGCCUUGGCCAAGGAGGCUUCCACUAGCCCAGGAGCCUGGCUUCAUUCUUCCGCCCUGACUGUGGAGUCUCGUCCCUAUUUAAAGCCCCGGUCCUGUGGAAGUCCCACCCAGAGCACGCAUCCUCGGCUCCAGACCCUGAAGAGAGGACAACAGUCCGAGAAACUGCUUUGGCUUAAGUAUCUCCCCCAGCUGCACGAGCAGUCCCAGCAGUAUCCCUGGAUGCAGGAGUAUCUGAAAUACCUUCAGCAGCACCCAGUCCCGGUUGCGCCUGCUCUGUCCCCCAGCCCAUCAGCGACACCCCUUCCAGACACCGUUCCCAGUGCCUCAGCAUCCCUGGCCUGGGAAGCAGAGGGGCCAGAGAUCUCUCCUGCCAAAUGAAUGUCUCUCCUCUGAAGAUGCAGGAGUGUAUGGAGCCCCGCACUAUCUUAACCUGAUGGAACUCUUUCCUUCCCCUCUCCCCUUCUGUCUCCCCAAUUACCUCUGCUCCAUGAUCCUGAUUUGGUUGGCUUCCUGGGACCAGGCAGCCAUUUGACCGAAAUUGUCUCUUUGAUGUACUUUGAGUUAAACAAGGGAUUCCUCUUUUCUUGUAGAAGAACAGAAUGGUACUGAACCUUUUCUCUGAGAUGGAUGAUGGAACUCGGGGUGUCUUAGUCUGAGCCCCACGAAUGGGUAGUCAUGCUGGGUUUUGUUCUCCUACUUCUGUUCAAUCCAUGGUCAAUAAUUCAGAAUUCUACCCCUGGUUAGAGAAGUUCAACAACAACCGGUUUAUAGAAUGAUGCUUGUCUCUUAAUUAGCAGGAUCCAUGGGCCUGGCUAAUUAACAGCAGACUAGGCAAGAAGGGUACAAGAGACCAGAGUGGUCCAGAUGGGCCUGUCCAGAAUUAAUCCAAAAUAAAGAAAAAGCUUUGUCGUGCCAUACUUGCCUUACUCCUAGACAGUCCAUGGGCUAUCCAUCAUUGGUCUUUGGAGGAGUCAUUUAGAAAGUACCUUGAGCAAUCAUUUCAGAAAUGGAAGCCUUCAUAUUUCUUUUGAAUUAACCUACAAAUCUCCACAGAUAUGAGACUUUUCUUGAAGCUGACAUUAAAAAAAAGACUGAAUUGAAUGCCAAUAUUUGUUACCUAGCUAUAUUAUUCAAAGACCAUCUUGGGAGGGCAUGGCUUUGAAUAAACCUGUAUUAAGUGGGCAAGUGUAGACCACGUUCUUCUCCCUGAGUAGAGAUGGGGAGCCUUUGUGUUUAUUAAUGUUCUCCAGGCAUUUCAGCUAUUCAUUAGUGUACCAUCAAAAGUCUUAUACCUCCUCAGAGCUGUUGUAAAAGGGAUGAGGUACUGCGUACAAGGCAGAGAAUACUUUAUCAGCUCCAUGACCUAGACAUUGUCAGUCACAUUGUAACAUGAGUUACAGUUGUCCCCAGAAUUAUGGGGAUCUUAAAUUCAACAUGAGGAUGGGAGACAUUGAUCUUUUGAAAAGACUUUGUUACCUUCAAUAUUUUUCAAGGGCCUUACUAGAUCACUACAAAGUCUUCUAUCAUACAGUUUUACUCCAAUAAUACUUAUACUCUAAUAACAUCUUUGUAGAAUGUGAUAACUUUAGAUUCAUCACAGAACCAAGUUCCAACUCUUAUAACAUUACCAGGUAAAGCAAUAGAAAAUGAUAUUGAAGAUAUCAGGAAGUUUAAGUGACUAAUAGUUUCUAUAAGAUCAUGUUUCAAACAUUAAUCUGAGACUAUAUCUGUGAUUUCUUAGGGUAACUCCCUUCAUGAAUGUUGAGAAAUUUGCAGAUAAAUUCUAUUGACUAUCUGAGGCAUGCAGAAGUUAUUCGACUUGCCCAGAGUUUUACAACUAGGAAUAUGUCUGAGGGAGUUAAGCAUCAGAUCUUCUGACACAGAAGCUAGUAUGCUAUCCUCUAUAGGUCAUUUUACCUUUAAUGGAAAUUUAUUAAAUAUUCAAAAGGAUCUCUGAUCUCACCAGUUUGGGAAUUCUCUCUAAGGAUGUGAACAAGACCCAUCAGAGUUUAUGUUUAAUGAAAUCUUGUUUGUUGGUAAAAGUUUAACAACUGACUUUCUUGGGGAAAAUAUAUAUAUAUAUAUAUAUAUAUAUAUAUAUAUAUGCAUGACAAAAUUUUGAAUUUAAUUUGCAUUAUUAAUAUUUUCCCAUCACUUAAGGCUAGAGCACUAACAAGACAAUAAAUCAAGCUCAGAUAUAUAGCAUUUGUGGAGUUCUACAUUAUAAAUGUUCACACUGAAAACCUCCACAAUUAGUUCACAAUUGCUGGUUUUAGCUGGUUCUGAAACACCUGAAUAAAUACAAUAUGAUAUGUUACAUAUCUUAUGAUGCAAUAUAAUAUUACAGAGAAAUCCUAAGAGUCAUCUUAGAGGGCAAUUAGUCCAAUAUGAACCUAUAUAGGAAAUUUCUCUGCAAGAACCCCAAUUAGUGGUCAUCAAGGUUUUGUUUUAAGACUAUCAGUGAAAAGGAAACCAAUAUCACUUAAAGCAGUCAAUUCUUUUUUUGUAAAGCUUCUAGAUAUUGCUUGCAUGAAUCACUCCAUCACUCCCUCUCUGAAUUUUGUGCAUUUUCACUGGUUGUCUCCCAUACCUGAAACUUUUUCUCUUCUUUUCUCUGGUGGCCUCCCUGGCUUCCUUCAUGUCUUGAUUAAAAUCUCCCCUUCACAAGAACCCUUAAUUCUAAUGCCUUCUCUUUGAGAUUUUUCUACAUUUAUAUAUUGUAUAUAUUAAUUUGAAUGUUGUUUUCCCAUUAAUUUGUAAGGCUCUUGAAGAAAUGUACUAUUGUUGUCCUUCCAUGUCAUAUCUAGUAACUAGCAGCAAUUAAUGCUUGUUGACUUGACUUGACCACCACAAGAAACAAAUGUUUGAAGAUAUCUGUUAGUCCUCCAUGCUCAAGGCUGUCUAUAAAUUUCGUAAAAUAAGUCCCUUAGAAGAGAACACUUGAUAGAUAGCCUAGAUGCUGUCUGACUAGAGCAGAGUUUUUUUCCCAUUUGAAACAUUUUGUUUCUUUCAGUUUAUCCCAAGGUUGCAUUAGUUUUUUUUUUUGUUUGCUUGUUUUUGUUUUUGUUUUUGCUUUUGGCUUUAGUUUUAGUUUUGGUUUUUGGCUUUGUGUUAUCCUAUUGGUUCAUGUUGAAUUGAUAGCAUUGUAUAAGUACCAGGACUUUUGAACAUAUACUAUAUUAUUCCUAUAUGAAAAUGGUCAUUAUAUAUGCCUGGAUUUUUCCACCAUAAUAUGUCAUUUCAGCCCAGACUUCUUCCCCUUGUGGAGAGUUAUAACUGUGACCACUUUGAGACCCAGAUAUAUCACUCAAGACCUCCACUUAUCUCUACAGACAACCAGUCAUGUGAUUUCCCCUUUCAUUUAGUCUCCUAAAAACUCUCAACCACAAUAGAAUAAUACUUUUCCAUCAUGGGGAAGAAUUGCACUUCUUAUUUUUGUGAAUGUCCCUAUUUCAUAUAAGACAAUUGCAACCAAGUCAGGGAAUAUUCAUUGCAUUUUACCAACCCUUUAUUUUUUGGGAUUAAUAAUGUGACUUCAAUUGUCAUUGUUAAACUAAGUAACAAUAUGGCUGAAAAAGUACAGAAAGCAAACUGACCUGCUUGCUGUCUUUAAGGAUUUUAUGUCUUGCCUUCGUCGCUUUACAAAGUAAUUCCCUAUAUUUGGAAUGGUCCUUCUGCCUGUUGUGAUCCCACAUUUUCUUCAAAGCUCAAGAUGUGCCUGCAUGAGAGACCUUUCCUGAUUCUCCCAGUUAUUAAUGUCCUCUUAAAAUUACUUUUCAAAUUUUGCAUAUACAGUCUAUAUCUGCUCCUCACUAAAAUGCAAGUUUCACAAGGGAAAGUCCUGCUUUGCUUUUGUAUUAGUAAUGUAGUAACAGUAAAUAUUUAAUAAAAGUUUGUUGGUUGAUGUCAGGAUAGACAUUUUCAUGCUGUUUACAUGUAAAAUUCUCUUCCAAGCAUGCUGAUAAGUACAAAUUGAUUUGUGGCUGAAAACUUUUUUCUUCUAAAUACUUCUCUGUUCUUUGACUGAUGUUCACCAUGCUUGUCAAAUAUCUGUUAUAAUUUCCCAAAAGUUUCUACUUACACAACACUGUUCAAACUUCAAGCACUAUAGCUCACCAAUCAAAUGGGUUUUUUUGUUUGUUUUUUUUUCUCAUUAGAUUAUUUGAAUCAUGUACUUAGAUUAUGUUGUAAAGCAGCACUGGAAAUGAAGUGAAAAGAAAUGGAUUGGAGUCAUACUUUAGUUCUACUUCAGCCAAUGAAAUAUGUUCUUUCAAGAAUAGAAGUAUGAAUUAUUAGUGUCCAAAAGCAGAAAUGGGCCCAACAGUGUAAUUAUCUCUGAUGAGACUGUAUUUUGAGUAUUGUAGUCAGGAUUGGGAAUUACAUUGACAAGUUAAAAGUCGAAACAUCCCAGAAUGAAAUGGGUUGUCUCAAAAAGUUGUAUGUUCAUUAUCACUGCAAAUGUUCUCAUAGACUGGACAAUAUCUUGCCAUGAAUGUGAGAAAAUAAAACAAUACUUCAGACAACACGUAGCUCAGUAUCAAAGAUUUAGCAUUAAAUGAAACCCCAAAAGGCAAUAAGGUUACCCUUCUCAUUUUAGUGUUAUGAGAUCUAGAAAAGUUAAAUGACUUCCCAGGGCCAUACAACUGAUAAUUAUCUGUGUCAGGAUUUAAUUUCAGGUUUUUCUGACACUGUUCCUUUUCAGUUCUAAUUCUAUAAUCAUAUUAUUCCACUUUCAAGUCAGUGAGUUCCAAAGUUGGGUAAUUCUGGGUGCAGACAAGGGAGAAAGUAUUUUUUUCUCUUGCCUGGGAAUCAAACAGAUAUGAAUUCCUCUCCUGGGACAGGCCCAGUAGAUAGAGGUUAUAUGCCCAUGGUUGGAGAAAAAAAAAAAGUUGGCUAUUUCAGUAUAGGACUUCCAAAUCCAAAGUAGACUGGGAUAGUGGAUUUUAAAUGACUGAAACAUCUACAGUUUUGCUAACUGAAUAUAUUGGCUCGAGGCUGAGAUAACUAUAGUAGAAAUGGAUCAGGGAAUAAUAUGCAGAAACUGGUUUAGCCCAAGGGUCUAGAAAAGGGUUUACCAAGGGCAAAUAUUAAAUUAUUCAG
Monodelphis domestica (gray short-tailed opossum) is the source of this 5796-nucleotide messenger RNA. RefSeq lists its product as uncharacterized. Lineage: Eukaryota; Metazoa; Chordata; Mammalia; Didelphimorphia; Didelphidae. The record is from RefSeq and is a predicted model, not a curated record. Gene Ontology annotation, cellular component: nucleus. Gene Ontology annotation, biological process: regulation of transcription by RNA polymerase II. Gene Ontology annotation, molecular function: RNA polymerase II transcription regulatory region sequence-specific DNA binding; DNA-binding transcription factor activity, RNA polymerase II-specific.